ACGGAUAAAAUGGCUUUGGGUUCAGGGAAAAUGUCUUACUGAUUUCUUUCUGUAAGACAUUUUUCGAAAAUUCUUCCUCCAAUCUCACCAAUUCUCCUUCAUCCAUUCUUCAUGCAGGGGAGUCGUGCCCAAAUUAAAGGUUUCGCAACUCAUACACUGGCAUUAUAUGCCAACACCUCGAUUUCUACGGGAAUAAAAGGAGCAACUAAGGCAAUGUUGGCAAUGAACAAGGUAGAGCUUGGAUCAGCUUGUGCGAGUGUGUUUUAUGUUCUAGUAAUGUUUGUUUGGAUGUAUUUUUUACAGAUAGAGAUGAUGUCAGAAGCUAUUGAUGAAACUUUAGAUAAAGAUGAGGUCGAAAAGGAAAUAGAAAAGCUCACCAACCAGGUGCUUGAUGAGAUUGUUGUGGAUAUUGCUUCUCAGUUAUCUUCGGCUCCAAAGGGUCGGAUUGCAUCAAAGAAUGCUACUCCCCUGGUUAAUGUCAAGUCCGAGCCUACCACUAAUGUUGAUGAUCUUGAGAAAAGAUUGGCAUCUUUACAAUGA
This is a messenger RNA of Gossypium arboreum, 540 nucleotides long. Its product is annotated as vacuolar protein sorting-associated protein 2 homolog 2-like. NCBI's taxonomy places the organism in Eukaryota, Viridiplantae, Streptophyta, Magnoliopsida, Malvales, Malvaceae. Bases 112 to 540 code for a protein of 142 amino acids. Gene Ontology annotation, biological process: endosome transport via multivesicular body sorting pathway; protein transport; late endosome to vacuole transport. The record is from RefSeq and is a predicted model, not a curated record. Gene Ontology annotation, cellular component: multivesicular body; ESCRT III complex. The transcript is spliced from 7 exons.